AUGCUCGUCAAGAUCUGCGGCUUGCAGUCUGUUGAAGCUGCUCAAACAGCGCUGGAUCGCGGCGCAGACCUGCUGGGAGUCAUAUGCGUCCCCAACAGGAAACGCACCGUCACGCCAGCAACAGCAAAACAAAUCUCACAACUGGUUCACCAGGGCAAUCAUUCCCAAGGGAAUCACCAGGCCAGGCUUGUCGGGGUGUUCCGGAACCAGCCUCUGGAAGAAGUGCUCGCCCUGUACCACGAAUACAACCUAGACGUUAUCCAGCUUCACGGCAACGAAGAUGUGGUCCAAUGGAGAAAAUGGAUCCCCAAGGACAUCACGUUGAUCAAGGCGUUCCAGUUCCCUGGCGACUGCGACGUGGUGACAUCGCCAGCGGUCGCACAGCUCCAGCUGGAAAACGUGCUGGUGCUGUUCGACUCGGGCGAAGGUGGCACGGGCCAGCAGCUCGACUGGAACGGCAUGGCCAGCUGGUGUCAGAACCAAGGUAAUACCACCCGCUUCAUACUCGCGGGAGGACUCACCCCAGAUAACGUGCGCCACGCCAUCACAAGCCUCGCGCCCCAUGCCAUCGGAGUCGACGUCAGCGGAGGUGUCGAGACUAACGGCCAGAAGGACAUGGCCAAGAUCGCUGCCUUCAUAUCACAGGCGAGGGGUCUAUCUAUCUAA
Molecule: messenger RNA, 666 nt
Organism: Kluyveromyces marxianus DMKU3-1042
Lineage: Eukaryota; Fungi; Ascomycota; Saccharomycetes; Saccharomycetales; Saccharomycetaceae
Gene: TRP1
Product: phosphoribosylanthranilate isomerase TRP1
Exons: 1
Coding region: 1-666 (221 amino acids)
Biological process (GO): L-tryptophan biosynthetic process
Molecular function (GO): phosphoribosylanthranilate isomerase activity
Source: RefSeq, a predicted model, not a curated record